Molecule: messenger RNA, 207 nt
Organism: Lodderomyces beijingensis
Lineage: Eukaryota; Fungi; Ascomycota; Pichiomycetes; Serinales; Debaryomycetaceae
Source: the annotation of a GenBank genome assembly
AUGGGUGCUGCUUAUCAUAUCAUGGGAAAGACCGUCCAGCCACAUCAAUUGGCUCUUGCCACUCUUGGGUUGGUGUCGCUUUUAGUUCUUCCAAACCCGUUUGCUGCUAAACCUAAACACCCAUCAAUCAACGCUUCCUCUCCAGAGGAAGAGAAAUUCGUCAAGGCAUUCUUGGAGAAGCACGCAAAGGCUGAAGAGAAACACUAG